AUGGAUCUUCGGUACGAGCCACCUGCCAACAAUGACGCUAGUGUGCUGGCGACCUUCAACGGCCUACUCGACCCGAAGUCGGGGCAGCACAUUGUUGAGCGUCGAGUAGUCGGCGCUGACGGCAAGACCGUCUUCAUCCUUAAUCCCGAUGGGCCCAUCACGGCCAAGGGCGGCCAGGGCCGGGUGUUGGGCCCCUUCAAGCCCGCGUACAGGGGCGGGGACGAUUCCCUGCGCGCGCUAAAGUUUACCGUCAUCAACACCGACGACGACCUGACGCGCGCCAGGCUGGAGCGCCUCGCCAUCCUGGACAGCGCCACCCACAGCAUUCGCCAUGUAGGUGGAGUUCACGGCUUUUCGUCCCAGCCCCUGCUCGUCCACUUUCCGGACGAGGUAGCGCCACUGCCCGCGCUGCUGAGCGUGCUGCCGUGGGCUGGCAACGUGGUGGAGCCAAGCACCGUCGCGUCCACGGAGCGCAUGGCGGCCCUCCUCAGCGACGUCGCGUGCGGCCUCUUGGCGCUCCACGCCCGGGGCUUCGUACACCACGACGUCAAGCCCGCCAACAUCAUGUACAACACGGGGGACAAGCGCUUCAAGCUGAUCGACCUCGGGGCGGUGUACCCCUUGAUGCCAGAGCUGAGGUCGAAGCUGGGCGAGCUAUUGGAAGGGCCCUUCUUCACCUUUCUCACCCAAGAAUUUGCUGACAACGCCGCGCACGGCCUGGUUGGGCUCAGCGCCGCCUUGACUUACAGGCAGGCGGCGCUCGCCGCCACCUUUGACAGCUUCAGCCUUGGGCUGAUGGGCCUUCACCUGCAGUUUGAGGGGACCCGCUCGACUGCGCUCGGCAACGCCCUGAUGAACUUGGCACAGAUCCCGCGGGCAAUUUUGCGCGCCGGUGCCAUUAGUGCCUCCCACAAGAUGAUCUGCGCCGCCCUCUUAAGCCUGGGCGAUGGGCACAGCUGGCUGGAGAACUGCGCUGGCACGCUCGGCUGGCACUUAAACCACAUCGAUACGGCACCGGGCGUUGAGGGGCUGCACAUCUGGUGGCGCGGGGAGGCACGCGUGAGCGACACCCCCCAGGCGCUGGUACGCUUCAUCAUGACGAUGUGCGCAGUGAUGGCCUGCUCCUAUGAGGCCGAGGAGCGCGCAACGCUCGAAGGUGUCCAGAUGGCGAUGACGCACGAGGCUGGCAGCUUCGUCGGGCUCACCAAUGCCGCCAACAUGCUGGGCACCGGCGCGGCGCCUCAGGGACCAGGCGCGCUGGCCCUUGUGCCAGCCUUCGAGGAGCUGCAGGCCGUGGCUCGCGUGCUGGAGAAGGAACAAGACUGGGAGCGGGCGGUGACGGAGGAAUUCGUCACGGUCGCGGUGGUGCCGCUGCUGGAGCGCCUGGUGCAGUUGGGGGAGCUGCGCGCCGACGCGCUGGACGGCCAGGCGCCCACAAUCGGCCUUGGGGCCUGGUUGGCUGAUGUGCCGCUGGCCGGCCGCAGCGAGCAGGGUCUGGCGGAGCGCGCCCACGCCGCGAGGCAGCGCGGUAUCCUGCGCCAAAACGAGCCGGGCCCGCGCUACCUGGGCCACCAAUCGCUAGCGGGGCCCCUGCGCGAGGCGCACCUGACGGCCGUCUGCGCAACCUCCGAGGUGGCCAUGUCCGCGCUCGCGGCCCUCGCCGGGCGCAACGGCGGCCGGGGCGGCGUCGACCACGCGCUCCUGCAGCGCGCCGAAACAGCGCUGGCCGCCGCGGCGGAGCAGCUCGACUCGGCAGGGGCGCAGGCCGCGUCUGGGACGCGCGUCAGCAGCGAGGCGAAGCUCGCAGCGGCGCUGCGGGGGCGGUGGGAGGAGGUCAAGCUGUCCAUGGAGGGCGACGGCCAGCCGGUGCCGCAAGUGCCGCGUGUGUGGAGCCCGCCCGCCGCUGAGGGCUCAGGCCCAGUGUACACCGUGAUGGGCAACGCCCACGCCCACGCCUUCGUGGUCAGUGGCCCCGGCGGCAUGCAGGACGACGACAACAGCGGCGGCAAUGCUGCAGACUGGUCCCCGAGCUCAUGGCGCGGCGCCAACCCCAUGACUCGCGCUGGCGGGGGCUCCGACGUCCCCGGGCGCAACAGAGUGCCGCUGCAGGGCGGCAGCCGCGAGCCGCUGUUUGGUCUGGGUGAGGCCGACCACGGCGAAGACGAGGCCAUGGUGGAUGCCGAUGAGGUAGGCCAGUCAAGAUGGAUUUGA
Molecule: messenger RNA, 2211 nt
Organism: Monoraphidium neglectum
Lineage: Eukaryota; Viridiplantae; Chlorophyta; Chlorophyceae; Sphaeropleales; Selenastraceae
Exons: 11
Coding region: 1-2211 (736 amino acids)
Biological process (GO): protein phosphorylation
Molecular function (GO): protein kinase activity; ATP binding
Source: RefSeq, a predicted model, not a curated record